AUGGCUGCUCAUCUCUCGAACGGCUCGAGCUCCCCUCCAGGGAAGACUCUCGCAAACCUUUCCAAAUCCUGGACCUUCACUUCCUGUUUACCCGCAGACUCGAAAUACCCAAGUCCGGCAGAUUCACACAAUACACCAAGAGAUGAAAUACAACCACGGCAGGUGAAUGAUGCACUCUUUACGUGGGUUAGGCCCGAGGAAUCGGAAGACCCAGAGCUCCUUGGGGUGAGCCCAACAGCAUUGAGAGAUUUAGGCAUAGUCGAGGAUGAUACAAAGACGGACGAGUUCAAGCAGACAGUUGCUGGCAACAAGCUUUGGGGCUGGGAUGCGGAGAAGGGAGAGGGUGGAUAUCCUUGGGCACAGUGUUAUGGGGGUUGGCAGUUUGGGUCGUUCGCUGGACAAUUAGGAGAUGGACGUGCGAUUUCCCUGUUCGAGACGACCAAUCCGGAUACGAAGAAGCGAUAUGAAUUGCAGCUGAAAGGUGCUGGACUCACUCCUUACUCGAGGUUCGCAGAUGGUAAAGCAGUACUGAGGUCAAGUAUAAGGGAGUUUGUGGUCUCGGAAGCUUUGAAUGCGUUACGAAUUCCCACGACGAGAGCGUUGUCCUUGACACUAUUACCUCACCAAAAGGUUCGAAGAGAAACGAUAGAGCCUGGAGCAAUAGUUGCUCGGUUUGCGGAAUCUUGGUUGCGAAUAGGCACAUUUGAUCUUCUUCGAGCGAGAGGCGACCGAGCCUUGAUUCGACAACUUUGCACAUAUAUUGCAGAAAACGUAUUCAGCGGAUGGGAGUCACUUCUAGCUCGAAACCCAGCAGAUGAUGGCAAGAACGAGACUCCCUUGGGGACGGGAAUUGACAAAGAUACAAUUGAAGGACCUGCUGGCUUAGAAGAGAAUAGAUUCACACGCUUAUAUCGCGAGAUUGUGCGCCGUAACGCAAGGACCGUAGCAGCUUGGCAAGCGUAUGCCUUUACAAAUGGCGUACUCAAUACCGAUAAUACGUCGAUACAUGGUCUUUCCAUCGAUUUCGGCCCAUUUGCUUUCCUCGAUAACUUUGAUCCUCAUUAUACUCCGAAUCACGAUGAUCAUAUGCUUCGGUAUUCCUACCGAAACCAGCCUACAAUUAUAUGGUGGAACCUCGUGCGACUAGGCGAAAGUUUGGGCGAACUUAUGGGAAUUGGUAAAGAUGUCGAUGCUGAAGAGUUUGUUGAGAAAGGGGUUCGACAAGAAGAGGCAGACGCAUUAGUCUCUCGUGCCGAAGGACUCAUUAGACGAGUAGGAGAGGAAUUCAAGGCCACCUUUCUAGAGGAAUACACACGUCUGAUGACUUCACGCCUUGGUCUCAAAGUGUUUAAAGAGUCAGAUUUCGAAGAGUUGUACAGUGAACUCUUGGACACUAUGGAAGCUCUUGAGCUAGACUUCAAUCACUUUUUCAGAAGGCUGAGUCAUUUCUCCGUAGUCGAUCUAGAAACUUCAGAGCUGCGCAAAAAAUCAGCUGGGGUCUUUUUCCACGGAGAAGGCGUCACAGGCCUCGGGAAUACAGAUGAGUCGGCGCGCACUCGCAUUGCGAAUUGGCUCGAGAAAUGGCAGGGACGUGUCUACGAAGACUGGGGUCCAGAUGGGGAUGAUGCUUCUCGACAAGAUGCAAUGAAGAAAGUGAACCCUAAGUUUAUACCCCGAAGUUGGGUAUUGGACGAACUUAUCAAAAGAGUUGAAAAGGGCGGCGAAAGAGAGAUUCUAGGUAAGGUCUUGAAUAUGGCAUUGAACCCCUUCGAAGAACACUGGGGUUGGGACGAAAAGGAAGAGGAAAGGUUCUGUGGCGACGUACCGAAGCACGACAGAGCGAUGCAAUGUUCGUGUAGCUCUUGA
Hymenoscyphus albidus is the source of this 1866-nucleotide messenger RNA. NCBI's taxonomy places the organism in Eukaryota, Fungi, Ascomycota, Leotiomycetes, Helotiales, Helotiaceae. The record is from the annotation of a GenBank genome assembly.